AUGGACUUCAUUACCCAGAACUCUCAGGAGGAUCACAUGACUGGGCUACUUCCCUCUGACUCAGAGAAUGCGACAGACUCCAAUACCCACAAUCCUCAGGGGGAUCACAUGACUUCUGACAAUAUCUCGCGCUCCUAUCAGCGCUCUCAUUCUCCAGAGCUCACCACCUCCUCAAUUUGCUCUGAAGUUAAGUGGGCUAAGAUUUCCCGCAACUUCUUCAAUGCUUGGGAAUUCAUCAAUCGAGCAGUCACUGGCUCAGUUGCAUUUACUUCAUCAUCACCCUCUUGUUCUUCCUGCCCUGUACCUUCACAUCCCCCGAAAAGAUGGCUUCUCUAUCACAACACUGUGAGGUUGGUGGAUGGUGGCAGUCGCUGUGCUGGGAGGGUGGAGGUUCUUCAUAGAGGACAGUGGGGAACAGUGUGUGGUCAUGGUUGGGAUAUGAGAGAUGCUGCAGUGGUGUGUAGAGAGCUGGGCUGUGGAGACACUGUAGCUGCAAUGAGUAGAGCUCACUUUGGACAAGGAUCAGGACAAAUCUGGAUGAAUGAAGUGGACUGUAGUGGAUCAGAGUCUACAGUGAAGAACUGUAAAUCACAGGGAUGGGGUAAACAUGACUGUUAUCAUUAUUCAGAUGCUGGAGUCAUCUGUUCAGGUAAUCUGCAUGUGAGGUUGGUGGAUGGUGGCAGUCACUGUGCUGGGAGAGUGGAGGUUAUUCAUAGAGGACAGUGGGGAACAGUGUGUGAUGAUAGCUGGGAUAUGAGAGAUGCUGCAGUGGUGUGUAGAGAGCUGCGCUGUGGAGACGCUGUAGAUGCACUGAGUAGAGCUCACUUUGGACCAGGAUCAGGACCCAUCUGGAUGGAUAAUGUGGACUGCAGUGGAUCAGAGUCUACACUGAAGAACUGUGUGUCAGCAAGAUGGGGUGAACAUGACUGUGAUCAUUCAAAAGAUGCUGGAGUCGUCUGUUCAGGUAGGUUUUACUGA
Messenger RNA from Colossoma macropomum (tambaqui), 978 nucleotides. Its product is annotated as soluble scavenger receptor cysteine-rich domain-containing protein SSC5D-like. The record is from RefSeq and is a predicted model, not a curated record. Gene Ontology annotation, cellular component: membrane. Bases 1 to 978 code for a protein of 325 amino acids. The transcript is spliced from 4 exons. NCBI's taxonomy places the organism in Eukaryota, Metazoa, Chordata, Actinopteri, Characiformes, Serrasalmidae.